Molecule: messenger RNA, 1350 nt
Organism: Eimeria acervulina
Lineage: Eukaryota; Apicomplexa; Conoidasida; Eucoccidiorida; Eimeriidae
Product: zinc finger (CHY type) protein, putative
Exons: 7
Coding region: 1-1350 (449 amino acids)
Biological process (GO): protein ubiquitination; ubiquitin-dependent protein catabolic process
Cellular component (GO): nucleus
Molecular function (GO): zinc ion binding; ubiquitin protein ligase activity
Source: RefSeq, a predicted model, not a curated record
AUGUCUAGCUUCGAGCCAGAGGCCGCACGUGUGGGGAUUCGUGCCGGCCGUGCAGAUCGCGAAGAACCCCAAGACGAUGGCAGCAGCCACAACGGCACAAUCAGCAUUAGCAGCGCCAGCGUCAGCAGCAUCAACGGCAGCAGCGGCAGCAUCGAAAGCCCUUCAUCAUCAUCAUCAUCAGGUCUGCAUAGCGGACGCGGAAUAGACGAAGAAUCACCCGACAGUGCACAGCGGAAGCGCGAGCACUCAGACGGACCUGAGAGCCUUUCCAGCCUGAGCAGUUCCCAGCAGCAGCAGCAGCCACACAGCAUCAGCAGCGGCGACGAGGAUUCACAGACACCCCAGGUUGCUGUGGUUUCUGUGGAGGCGAGCUCUGUCUCUGCAGCAGGCAACCAGGAAGAAGAGGCCCUGCAAGCACCAUCAGCAGCAGCAGCAGAAGGAGAAGGAGUAGGAGACUCGCAAAACGAAGAGGAGGCAUCUCAACUAACAGAGUCAGAGUACAGCGAAGAUGACGACGACUCAGAACAGUGGGAGGAGGCAGUUAGCAGCGCGGAAGAGGGCAGCAUUCCCUUUGAAUCUGACGAUGGGUCAAGCAGCAGCAGCUCGGACUCCGAUAGCAGCGCAGAUACACCUAAUCCACCGGCAGCAGAAGCAGCAGCAGGAGACAGUGCAGCUGCAGAGACAGCGCAACAACUCGGCUGCUCACACUACCGCCGCAAAUGCAAAAUCGUAGCUCCUUGCUGCAAGGAGAUCUACUGGUGCAGACACUGCCACAAUGAAGCAUACGAAUCGGACCUAGUCAAGGCACAUGAAAUCGAUCGGCAUGCAGUGGAGGAGAUUGUCUGCGCUGUAUGCGAGACGCGGCAGUCUGUGUAUCACUGCGACGAGUGCGGCAUUUGCCGUUCUGGGGGCCGGGAGAAUUACUUUCACUGCCCAACUUGCGGCAGCUGCUACCCGCUGCAGCUGCAAAAUAAACACAAGUGUUUAGAAAAUGCAAUGCGCCGUCAGUGCCCUGUUUGUUUAGAAGACAUGUUCACCAGCCUCAGACAAAGCCAAGUCCUGCAGUGCGGCCACACCAUCCAUGCUGACUGUCUACGGCUGCUGCAAAAGCAAAAGGGCUUCCAGGCAAUACGCUGCCCCAUGUGCAGCAAGUCGAUAGCGGACUACAGUGCCUUUUGGCGUCAGCUGAGUGAAGAGAUAGAGAGAACGCCAUUAGAACAAGAAAUGCAACGAAAAGUUCGCGUUGCAUGCAACGACUGUUUAGAACGAUCAACGACGGACUUCCAUUUCUUGGGACUCAAGUGCAUGCACUGCAACAGCUUCAACACUCGGGAUGUGGCGGAAGACUGA